UAAAGCGUUCGACCGCAUCGACCAUAAUAUCCUGGUCCCAAAGUUGCUGGCCCUUGGCGUCAGAUUGUCGCUUAUUCCAUGGAUAUGCAGCUUUCUCUCAAAUCGCCGUCAAUCGGUAAAGAUCGAGAAUUUCCAGUCUGAUUGGGGCAUCAAUAACGCAGGUGUCCCUCAAGGAACCAAAUUGGGCCCUAUUUUGUUCAUAAUUAUGAUCAACGACCUUGAACUGGCAUCCUCUAGCACUGACCAUUGGAAAUACGUGGAUGACGUAACAAUAUCGGAGUCCUUAAAGAAAAAUGAAGUUUCAGUCCUACAAUCUGAUCUUAACACAAUUGAAAGAUGGACUGUUAAUAACAACAUGAAAUUGAACGGAAAGAAAUGCAAAGAAAUGAUACUGAGUUUCGUCCGUAGCGAGAAUGACAUCCCCCGACUCCUCAUUGAUGGUUUACCUCUAGACUUAGUUCCUUCUUUCAAAAUUUUGGGCUUAACCAUCAACCAUGAACAAUAA
Molecule: messenger RNA, 505 nt
Organism: Paramuricea clavata
Lineage: Eukaryota; Metazoa; Cnidaria; Anthozoa; Malacalcyonacea; Plexauridae
Source: the annotation of a GenBank genome assembly